AUGGUGAACGUCACCAAUGCCAAUGGCAUCACCGGCGCCAACUUCGACGUGUUCGGCACCAAUCGCGUUCUCCCUCGGGCAAUGACAGCAUUCACAGCCAUCGCGUGGUACAACUCGAUUGAGCUCAUCAUCCUUAUCUUCGUCGUAUUCAGACGCGUUGCCCAUGAUCCUCGCAUUUACAACACCCUCCUUACCAUGGGAUGGAUAUUAAUGGUACCCGGACAAUCCAUGGUUCUGUACUCGCGCCUACACCUGAUAUCGCCGAACCUCAGGCUUCUGCGAUCUAUCUUUUGGGUCAUCAUCGUUUCAGCAGUAUGCCUUUGCGUGCCGACCGUAGUCCUGAAUCUACGGUUAUUCACCAAUCACCCCGAGCGAUAUCUCCGCGGCUACAUGGUCAUGGAGAAAAUACAAAUGACUCUCUUCACCAUCCAAGAGAUCUCGAUAUCCUGCAUUUACCUAUGGGAAACCCGCAAGCUGAUGCGCGUUAUUUUCGACGGAAAGGCCAGGAAGUGGAUGUGGCAGCUCGUCGCAAUGAGCAUACUUCUGCUGAUACUGGAUAUCGCGUUGCUUACGACGGAGUUCUUGAAUCUCUACAUGAUACAGACGACCUUCAAAUCACUUGUUUACAGCUUCAAGCUCAAGAUCGAGUUUGCAGUACUCAGUCAAAUCCCGCUCGGCUGUAACGCCCCCGUCGGAUUUGGAGCGCCAAACCAGUACUCGAAAGCCAACGUCUAG
Alternaria viburni is the source of this 735-nucleotide messenger RNA. RefSeq lists its product as uncharacterized. NCBI's taxonomy places the organism in Eukaryota, Fungi, Ascomycota, Dothideomycetes, Pleosporales, Pleosporaceae. The coding region runs from base 1 to 735 and encodes 244 amino acids. The transcript has 3 exons. The record is from RefSeq and is a predicted model, not a curated record.